AUGUUUUCGACCCUCCUUUUUGUGAAGAUUUUCCACUGGCUGGCGCAGAAACGGGUGGAGUAUAUCGAAACGACGCCCGCAGUUUCGCGGCUUUCUCACAUCCGGAUCACCGUGUUCAUGGUGCUGCUACUGGCGAUGGACUGCGUGCUCGAAUUCCAGGCGGUCUCGUACCUUCUGAAGACUCGCUCCGCUUCAGUCCGGAUUCUCUUCGCCUUUGAGUACUUCAUUUUGGCGUCCGCCAUGCUGGCGAACAUCGUCAAGUAUGUGUUGUACAUGGUGGACACGGUGAUGGAGGGGCAGUGGGAGCACAAGGCGACUUACAUCUUCUACCUCGAGCUCGUGAAGGACCUCCUGCACCUCCUCGUCUACCUCGCCUUCUUCUCCAUCAUCUUCAUGACGUACGGCUUGCCCCUGCACCUGAUCCGCGACCUCUACGAAACCUUCCGCAACUUCCGCAUGCGCGUGGCCGACUUCAUCCGCUACCGCCGCAUCACCUCCAACCUCAACGAGCGGUUUCCCGACGCGACUCCUGAGGAGCUCGAGAGGGCGGACAGCACGUGCAUCAUCUGCAGGGAGGAGAUGACGUCAGCCAAGAAGCUUCCCUGCGGGCACCUCUUCCACGUGCACUGCCUGCGCUCCUGGCUCGAGCGCCAGCAGACCUGCCCCACCUGCCGCGCGCCCCUGCUGCAGCCCCAGGCGCAGCCCACGCCCCCCCCUGCCGCCGCUGCCGCCGCCGCCGCUGCUAGAAACGCCGCCGCUGCUGCUGCCGGUGCUGCCGGUGCUGCUGGUGUUGGCGGUGCUGGUGGUGCUGGUGGUGCGGGUGGUAAUGUGGGCCUUGGGGGGAUUGCUGGUCUGGGGUUUGGAGUGCCAGGGGGGGCUGGGGUUGUGCCUCUUGCGGCUCCUGCUGCUGCGCCUGGUGUUGCUCCUGGCGGUGCUGCUGGUGGUGGCGGCGUGGGCGGCGUCAUUCCCUUGGGGCAGUUUCGCAUUGCGGCGGGCGGGGGAAUGCCGGCUGUGCAUGUGUUUCACGGGCAGUUGAACCUUCCUGGCGGGAUGGGCGCAGCGGGAGCAGCAGGUACAUCUGGGGCAGGGCCAUCUGGGGCUUCACCUACUUCUGCCAACGCUGCUUCUCCGUCUGCAUCCGCUGCUACUAACACUCCUGGUGGUGAGGCUAGUGCGGGUGGGUCGUCAAGCACAACUGCUGUUGCAGCUUCCACUGCAGCUCACACCGCUGCUCCUACUGCACCUGCCACUGCAACUGCCACGGCAACCCCCAGUUCGGCUCCCAAUGCAGCCCAGCCCCCUCCUGCUGCAGCCUCUGCCUCUGGAUCAGAUGCCUUCCUUCGCCAAUACAAUGCCUGGUUGCUCAAGGGCAGGUACCUGCUGGCUCUCAAGGGCAGGCAGCUGGCCCCACUGGUUCUGGUGCAGGUGCAUCCGGUGCAGGUGCAUCCGGUGCCGCUGCUUCCGGUUCAGGUGCAUCUGGUGGAGGUGCAUCUGGUGCAGGUGCAUCUGGUGCAGGUGCAUCUGGUGCAGGCACAAGCGAACAAGCACCUCAGACCCCCCUCACUGCUGCCCAGGCCCAGCCCACUGUGCCUGCUAGUUCCAAUAGCACAGGUGCGGAUGCCUCUGCUGGCCUGGACAAUGGUGUCAGUGGUAACAGUGGUAGCAGCAGUGGCAGUGGUAGUGUUGGGAAUGCUGCUGCUCCUAGUGUUGCUGGUGUGGAGCCCUCUCAAGGAAGCAGAGGGGAGGGACAGGGGCAAACGGCAGGAGGUGAAGGGCAGGGUUAGAAUGGUCAUGGCUGACUGA
Closterium sp. Yama58-4 is the source of this 1803-nucleotide messenger RNA. The record is from the annotation of a GenBank genome assembly. Lineage: Eukaryota; Viridiplantae; Streptophyta; Zygnematophyceae; Desmidiales; Closteriaceae.